AACAACCAACAGGCUGUCCACUGACUCCUUGGUAGCUGCCACUGCCGCUGACCAUCGCCCGAGUAACCUUUGAAAGUUGUGUUCGAAAAGCUAUGCAUGGUUGAAGUAUAAGGUACUGAGGGACAAUUUGGAAGGCCGCAAGUCACCUCUUCAGCUUUGGCAAUCUGUGACCAGGAGAAGCGUUGUUUCCCGCCCUGGUUGGGUGACUCGCGAGCCCGAUAAUAGGCGUCGGUGGAGAGAAAUUGCGGGGUGUGGCUACGGCUUCCGAGGUACACUUGCUGUUUGUUGAUAACGCCGUAGUGCUUGCUGAGCUUGCAACAAGAUUGUAUAUCACAGCUCUGCUUAAUAUCAUGUCUGAGUCAAGCAGGACAAGUGCUGGCCAGCUCCACAUCCUCUUCGUUCGACAUGGCGAAACCCAGGACAACAUUGACCGCAUCCUUCAGGGACAUCGAGAUACCAGCCUGACAGACAAAGGACUGGGAGAAGCACAGGUCCUAGCCGAAAAGCUGCGAACCCAACAAAUCGACGCUAUCUACUAUUCACCUCUGAUCAGGAUUGUUCAGACUAUCGAGCCGAUUGUGUCGGAUCGACCACAAGUAAAGAAAUAUCCAGACGCAGCUCUCAAGGGACAAGCACUCGGCUCACUUGAGGGAGGCUCGUACGACCUGGUGGACAUGAGAAACCCUAGGGACGCCGAUGGACAGCCUGGAGUAGAGCUCUUUGAAGAUUUUGUGAGGCGAUUGAAGAGAGUCUUUGCACAGAUUAUUGGUAUAGAAGCUCCCCAGGUCGGGCAACAAGACCGUACAGUCGUGAUCGCGACGCAUGGUGUGGGCAUCACGUCGCUGUUCAAGUGCCUUGAGUCCAGUCCUUCAUGUGACGGUUUCAAUCCCAGACUUGCGACUCGAGGACCGCAUGCAUUUGAGGUGCGGUGGACUGACAGUGACGAUGUGGCUCGACUGGUCGUGACAGAUCCUACCAAACUCCCCAUCAAUGGUGGUCAAUUAGAUUACUCAUCGGUUUCUGGUCAGCCGUUCGUCAUUAAGCGCUGGGGCAAGAGAGAAAAAGCAAUAUAAACAUUCGUCUUCCUACGGAACGACCAUUCGACAGAUCCACAAAGUACCC
Exophiala xenobiotica is the source of this 1122-nucleotide messenger RNA. RefSeq lists its product as uncharacterized. NCBI's taxonomy places the organism in Eukaryota, Fungi, Ascomycota, Eurotiomycetes, Chaetothyriales, Herpotrichiellaceae. Gene Ontology annotation, molecular function: fructose-2,6-bisphosphate 2-phosphatase activity. The transcript has a single exon. Gene Ontology annotation, cellular component: cytosol. The coding region runs from base 351 to 1073 and encodes 240 amino acids. The record is from RefSeq and is a predicted model, not a curated record. Gene Ontology annotation, biological process: fructose 2,6-bisphosphate metabolic process; fructose 1,6-bisphosphate metabolic process; regulation of pentose-phosphate shunt.